AUGCCUGGAAGCGAUCAUGAUUCGGUGAUUCCAGCCCAACUUUCUUACCUCGCCAUCUAUAACCCGACCCUCGGACGUACCGACGAGACGGUAGCGGACCAGAUCGUGUUUUAUACUUCGAAAUCGAGCUAUGCACGGCGCAUCGAUGGGUCCACUACAGAAGGCGAGAACAAAAAAUGCCUUGAAGAUGAAGGGAAUGAGAGAUUGCGCCAGGUAGGUCUGGCGCAGGGCAUAGUCAACUUUGCUAGUAAUUUCUCGGCUGGGAAGACAUUGGAAUAUGUUGAAACAGAUAAAGCGCGGGUCGUUCUACUUGAGUUGGAGAAGGACUGGUGGAUUGUUGCGAUAACGGCGCAGAUCACAAAGCUCACGUUAAGCCAGUCUAUCGACCUGACCCGAAUUCCCGCCGAUCCAGCCCAGAGAACCUCUGGAGCAUCCGACUCUCCGGCAUUUCAUUACUCCUCGCGAGAGAUGGGACCGCCCCCUCUACUGAUUCAGCAACUACGUCGCGCCCAUUCGGAAUUCCUCCUACACCAUAACUUCAAAUUGGACAGCCUCCUCCAUCAAGUAGGCAGGUCCACAUUUUGUCUAUUCCUUGAGCGUUUCUGGGAGAAGUUUGCGUGGAAUUGGGAACUUCUGUUGACCGGAAACCCAAUUGUCGAUAUCUAUAAUGGCAUCAAACUCUCUGCGGGAGGAGAGCUGGGGAUCGGCGUUGGAGAGGAAGAGUGGGGCAGCGGGGAAAGAGAAGUACUUGAAGACUUUGUGACAAGGACCGACGGGUUGGUGGAUUUGGUCGUCUCCAGGUUUGGUGAUGAGGGUUCUCCGGCUUUGGAAGGGUCAAAUGACGAAAGUCGAUGGCUUGGGGCAGAUAAUGAUCCUCGACCAUCCGAUGGUGUGGUAUUUACUGGUGUCGGUGCUCUUUCUCGGCACUCAUUGGCACAAGUGUCACAUUGGAUGCAAUGCAUUUAUCGGUUUGGGGAUGCUGCUUAUGGAGUUGGGCGGGACCCAACCUCGCUACGUCGCCGUAAACCACGAAAGCAGCGUGGAAGGCAAAGCUCGGAAGAUGCCCCUCAGCCCUCCACGCCGGACCGCAAUUUUACGCCAGGUAUACCUCGUCCGCUUGUAACAGCUGCACCGCAGCCAUCCCCGGCAGUUGUCGAGCAGAAUCAAGCAGGACCAAGAAACGAGGCAUCUCCACUUCGUACCGAGCAAAACAGCGAGAACCUAGGGUUUCCAACGGAGACAGUCAUGAAAUACCUCACACUUGGAUAUGGCUCCUCUUGGAGUUUCUCUCCAAAGUCGACAUCUACGCCGCCCGAAAAUUCUACCCCAAUGCGAGAUGAAUCUAAUUCGUACAUCUCAACCCCGAGGAAUCGGCCGAUUAGUGCCGCACAAUCGCUUCAGGCUGGCAUAAACCAUCGAAACAGCAAGAGAAACAGUCCUUCGGGUCAUUUCGUUCUUGGGCCUCGCGAUGAUCUAGAAACGUUGGAUGAUUUAGAAGAGGGAAGCCCAGAGCCCGAAUCGGAGAACGGCAAGCCCAAGUCUCGGAUAGUGCAUAGAACACUCCAUGUCCACCUGGCAGAGGGGUCAGAUACUACUCCGACAAGGCUCCAAGUUGUGAUAUAUGUGCAUCAACCAUUCAUGUUCACAUUCCUCUUUGAUCCUGAAACACCAGCAUUAUCAUCACCAUCACUAUACUCAAGCAUACACCAUCAACUCGGUCCUCUUCAGAAACCCCUUCUAUCAUCAACAUCCCCAACAAUGGCAGCCUCUCGAAUCGCCAUGUCCGAAACCUCCCCGGACCCCAAUAAGCGGUUCUCUACUCGAACCCAGCCAGUUUACGACUUACCCGUUCCCCAUCCCCCUCCCCCCUCCCAAGCUUCAACACCACCACCCUGGUCCCGCACCGAAAGCCUAGCAAUUCACCACCGCCUCCUAUCAACACACGCAGACACGCGGUCCCGCCCGCAAGAGCUCGAACGCACAAGCAAAACCCACCGCGGAUGGUGGGUCCUCUGGGUCCGCAUUCCACACAGCACAACCCAAACUCCAACCGCGCUGUCUGCCACUUCUUCAUCCGCCGCCCUCUCAUCCAUAGCCAACAACGAUGACUCCUUCCCCGCAAACCAGUCCCAAACACACUCUACCCCUCCGCCACAGGAGGCCUUCCUCGUCCGCAAAGCGAGCGACUACAUCUCCCCGGCAAGCCAGGGCCGUGUCAGUAGUGGCGCUCGCUUCUUCCGUGAUCUAGGCGGUGCCUCUUCUUCAACUGGCUUGGGGCCUUCCCGUGCUGCAGAUAUGGCGCCGUCAAAGCUGGUUGAGGGGCUUGGAAUGGACGCUAGGCGUUAUAUUGAGGGUCUGCUGAGUCUGAAUCGGUAG
Messenger RNA from Penicillium mononematosum, 2376 nucleotides. RefSeq lists its product as uncharacterized. The record is from RefSeq and is a predicted model, not a curated record. Gene Ontology annotation, biological process: vesicle-mediated transport. Bases 1 to 2376 code for a protein of 791 amino acids. Gene Ontology annotation, cellular component: intracellular membrane-bounded organelle; Mon1-Ccz1 complex. NCBI's taxonomy places the organism in Eukaryota, Fungi, Ascomycota, Eurotiomycetes, Eurotiales, Aspergillaceae. The transcript is spliced from 5 exons.